This is a messenger RNA of Acinonyx jubatus (cheetah), 5219 nucleotides long. RefSeq names its product armadillo like helical domain containing 1 (gene ARMH1). The record is from RefSeq and is a predicted model, not a curated record. The transcript has 13 exons. Lineage: Eukaryota; Metazoa; Chordata; Mammalia; Carnivora; Felidae. The coding region runs from base 3701 to 5029 and encodes 442 amino acids.
AAGUGACAAACUGUAGUACAUCUGCCCUGAGGGAGAAGUAAAGGCCAGGACACCCUCUGGCUAGGCCUGAGGUCAGAAGGAGAGUGUUUCUUUCUCUGUCUCUCUUCUCCCUCCCUCUCUCUUUCUGAAUGGGGAGCUAAGAGUGAGGAGUUAGGAUGGGAGCCCAAGGAGAAGAUCUCUAUCCCAUUCUGCAGAUGGAGCCUGCAGGAACAGGGGACACUGACUGCCUUGUCUCCAAGGCCAUCUGGGGACAGGGAGCCAGGCUGGCAGCCCAUGCUCUAGAGGCUUCUUGCUUUUAGAAACGUGUCUUUGAUUUAGGGAAAGAAAGCCCUCUGAGAAAUUUUAUUUAGAAACAAGACCAGGUGACCUUUUGGGUUUUAUUACCUCUGCUCGUUUGUCACUAAGGACUUUUGACUUAGUACAAUAGCUGGGGUUUUUGAGAUUUUGUGAUCUUAGUUUCCCUGCGUGAAGAAGAACCAUUUGUCUGCUAUAGAUAUGAUUUAUGGGGGAGUCCAGAUUUAUUAAUCACCUAUGAAAAUGGAGAGGAAAUUAAAAACAAAGAGUCCACUCUGGGCUGAAGACAAAGUAGGUUUGUCAUCCUUGCAGAAGACUUUGCCAAGGUUAAAAGGCCACAAACAAACCAAUUUGGACCAUGGUUCCUAAUCCGGAUUUUAAUUUCAUGUGCUUUGAUUUUUUCAGGCCAUUUUCUCUCCAAGGUAAAAUAAUGACAAUUUUAAUUGGCUGCCACUUACAGAGAGAUUCCAAUAAGCAUGAUGGCAUACAUAUAUUUUUCUCUGGCAUUCCAUGUGUGCUCCGGUUCUUAUGAUCAAGCUGGUGAGGCUGACUUUUACUGCAUGCUGCAUGCCAUGAUCAGUUGACUAUAAAUUAAAUCCUCUUUUCCAAAAGCCAUUUUCCAUUAGUGCUAAUUUGUUUGCUUCUCAUUUCCACUGAUCAUUAGAGUCUCUGCUUGUGAGCACCAAAUUGGAAAUAAUUUCUUUGACAUUUCAAAAAAAAAUCUCCCCUUCUUGAAUGCCAUUUGGCUGUGCAGCUAAAGAACAUUAUGGUUUGCAGAGGAACAGUUCACUCCAAUUACAAUUUAACUGACCGUUCAUGGCACUGAAUCCCUGUCCUUAGUGUCCAGAGAUGACACCGUUGCUGACAUUGCUAUUUCCUGUCAUAGCUGUAAAAUGCCUCAUAGACUUUGCACAGGCCUUCUUGGAUGGAGAUUCUGCCACCCUGCACAUGGUAGCUUUGGGAAGUUGGUAGUUUUAUGGACCUACAUAUCAUGGACCCUCAGAUAUAACCAUCUAAAACAGGAGCAGGCUGAUUUCUUCACUCAUUCACCCAGCAAGCAUUUAUUAAACAUCUAUUUUGCGCCAGGCAUUAUGCUAGGCCCUGGGGACACAGAGAUAGGGAAGACCAACCCCUGCCCUUGAGGAACUCACACUCUACUGGGAUGGAUGGUUAGUUUUACAGCAUAGUAGGGGAAGAGGUGGCAUAGGUGGGACCACAGAACCAAGAGCCCCUAGUUGUCUUGGGGAAUUAGUCAAAGGGCAAAAAGGAGGCUGGCCAUUCCCCACGGCAGAGCAUUAUUGAAAUAAAGAGGGCCUGGAAGGGCCUGGGAAGUUGAAAGGUGAGAUGAGGUUAGCCCGGGGCCAAGUUUGAAGGGCCUUGUAUGCCACGUGUUGUUUAGAGAAAUUUGGGGGUGAAGAAUGGAGGCAGGGUAGAAGCUUGAAGGAAAGAUCAUCAAAAAAGCGUUAUUUACCUAUUGAUUUUGGCUAGUGAAGAUUGAGUAGGUGUUUACAAGGAGUCAGAAAUGGGGUGCCUGGGCGGCUCAGUCGGUUAAGCCUCUGAGUUCGGCCCAGGUCAUGAUCUCUCAGUUCGUGGGUUCAAUCCCAGCAUCGGGCUCUGUACUGACAGCUCAGAGCAUGGAGCCUGCUUCAGAUUCUGUGUCUCCCUCUCUCUCUGCCCCUCCCCUGCGUGUGCUCUAUCUCUCUCAGUCUCUCAAAAAUAAAUAAACGUUAAAAAUUUUUUUUAAAAAAGAGGAGUCAGAAAGAUGGAAAGAUUGAAGGUAGAAGGGCAGACUCUAGCACCCGUGGAAGGGCUAGGUGCUGACAUGGUAGGGUUGAGAAUGGACGGGAGAGAAGGGCCCUAUUUUCUCUGUUAAGUAGGAAGCAAGGUCAGCUGGGCAUCCUUGAUUCCUCCCCCACUUUUAUCCUUCAGUGCCAGUCACCAGGUCCUGUCGAUUCUACCUAUGUGUCAUUCCUGCUCCUCUCCAGCCCUACUGUCACCAGAAUCUUUUGCCAAGAUUAGGGGAACAGCCUCCUAACUGGUGCCCCAUGUCCAGUCUUGCCCCCUUACAAUCAUCUUUCCACACUGCAGUCAAGAGAUUUCUAGAACAAACUCUUUUCUUGUCACUCUUGACUUAAUACCCUUUAGUACCUUCAUGUGGCCCUAGGGAUCGAGGGCAGACCCUGUAGCACAGCACACACAGCUCUUCAUUCUCUGGCCUCUGCCUAUUUUCACAGUUUUAUCCCUCGCCACUUCCAUCCUCAUACUGUGGCCAGACAUUCUGAAAUGGUCUCAGCAAUGAAAAUAGGAGCUAAGUUUUAUGUUGGCCCUUUGAGGUAUCGUCACCUUUUCUCAGGUAAGAGAGCUGAAGCCUAGAGAGACGUUAAAUACUUUGCAUAAGGUCACACAGCCUGGAGGUGGGAGAUCAUGGCGCUCUAGUGUCUAUGUUCCUAACAACAGCCCUGUACUGCCUCCCACCUGGAAUUCUUUAAAUAUGCCUCACACUCUCUCACCUCUAAACCUUUGCAUAUUUUAUUUCCUCUACCUGAAAUACAAUUUCAUCACCUCUUCACCUGGCUGGCCAUCUAUCAUAGCCUUUCAGCCUGGAGUAGUACUGUAGAGUGCUUUUAAGAAGCUCUCCUGUGGAGCGCCUGGGUGGCUCGGUCAGUUGAGCGUCCAACUUCAGCUCAGGUCAUGACCUCACGGCUCAUGGGUUCGAGCCCCGUAUCGGGCUCUGUGUUGACAACUCAGAGCGUGGAGCCUGCUUCGGAUUCUGUGUCUCCCUCUCUCUCUCUCUCUGCCCUCCCCCGCCUGUGCUCUGUCUCUCAAAAAUAAACAUUAAAAAAAAAAAAGAAGAAGAAGCUCUUCUGUGAAGUAAGAAAACCAGAGAGGGGACUGGAGGGAGACAUGGGGUUGAGGUAGCGGGUUUUGUUUUCAUUUUUGCUUAAUUUUGUUUUAGGCUAGGCAAUAAUUAAGUUAACAAGAAAAAUGCCUAAAUAAAGAGUGCAGUUGAGGAUACAGGGGAGAAGGGGGCAGUGGGUGGAGUGAGGGCCUUAAGAAGGCAGGACAGAUGGAUGGAGAGUUCUGGGAGAGGGAGAAGGAAAAAAGGACAGGUGUGGGUACAGGUCAAAUGGGAAGAGUGAAGAAGACUGUGAGGACAUUCUUGCCUCAUGGCUUUUUGUUAACCCAGGAGUAGAUGUCCUGAGAACAGAUGGAGGAGGUGGGAGGGCAAGGAGCUUGCAGACGUCACAGGCGGCUCAUCGGUGAUCCACAGUUACUCACCUGGCUGUUAAGGCUGACAGGAUUUCGUGGUUGUCUCCAUCCCUGAGGCUACGUGGACGCCCUUCCUGAGAGCGCAUAUCCAGUGUCCUCUGGGGAGUAGUGGAGCCAACUUCAGGACUGACUGACCAUGACUUCUAUAAAGGAGCAGGCAGCCAUCAGCCGGCUCUUGAGUUUUUUACAGGAUUGGGACAAUGCUGGCAAAGUUGCAAGGAGUCACAUCCUCAACACUUUCAUCGAGACCAACCAAGGCAAGACCGCCCCUGAACUGGAGCAGGAGUUUUCUCAGGGAGCCAGCUUGUUCCUAGUACGCCUGACCACCUGGCUUAGACUCAUCUAUAUGACUGGCUCGUGUUUAGAUAAGCUUCUAAAGUCAAUUGGCAUCUUCUUGUCAGCUGUAAGCAGUAAUCAGUACCUUAUAGAAUUUCUCGAGGUUGGAGGCGUCCUAACACUCUUGGAAAUACUUGGGCUGGAGAAGAUCAAGGAGGAGGACAAGAAGGAAUCCAUCAGGCUACUUCAGGUCAUUGCGAACUCUGGCAGGAAGUACAAGGAGCUCAUUUGUGAAAGCUAUGGUGUAAGAUCCAUAGCAGAAUUUUUGGCAAAGUCUAAAUCAGAAGAGACCCAAGAAGAAGUGCAGAUUCUAUUGGAUUCUUUGGUCCACGGUAAUCCCAAGUACCAGAAUCAAGUGUACAAAGGUCUAAUAGCUUUGCUGCCUUGUGCGUCCCCAAAAGCUCAGCAGCUCUCCCUGCAGACUCUCAGGACUGCACAGUCGAUUGUUGGGACCACACACCCCAGCAUUGUGGACUGCGUGCUGAAGGUACUGCGCACGAUGCACCUGGAAGUGCAGUAUGAAGCCAUCGAGCUGAUCAAGGACCUGGUCAACUAUGACGUGUGUCAGGCGCUGCUCAAGGGCCUCGUGGCGCUGCUGAUACCAUCAGUCAAGGAGACCAGCAAACUGCAGCCCAAGAUCCUCAACGACUCCGCGGUUCUCCAGCUCACCGCCAACCUGCCGGUGUUCUUGCAGCAGGCCGCGGCGGCCAAGGCCAUCGGGGUCCUGGCGCGCAGCAACACGAGCAUCGCCGAGGAGAUGCUGCACCUGCGCGUGGUGCACAGCCUGAUGGCCGCCAUGGGCAACACGGACCACAGCAACAGCCAACGGCAGGCCAGCCUCACGCUGGAGUACUUCGUGCAGAUGUUCCCAGUGGUGGAGGAGCACGUGCGCAGGUCCAUGGGAGAGGAACUCUACGAGCUCUUCCUCAGCAAUGCCGAGGACUUGUACAUGAAAAUAGAUAGCAUUCAGGCGGACAUCUUGGCGGCCAACAAAGUCAAUGUUUCCAAAGCGUUAUCCAUCAGUGGCGUCUCCUACAGCAACAUGAGCUUUUACCUUGGCCCUUGUGGUGAGGAUCAACUGGCUUACACCACAUACUUCCAGAAGGAGGGUUCGGAAGGAAAGGAGUAACGGAGCCUCUGAGGCAACCCAGAAAGGCCAAGGCUGUGUUUUACCUGGCAGAAGGAGCCUAGGGUCAAGCUCAGGGUGACUCCCUCCGUUAGCCCUAGGUGGGAGGCUGGGGGGGGGGGGGGGGGGUUCAUGCCAGUAGGGGAGAGGAAGGGCUGCUGUCUGGGAAAUUUCAAUAAAUAGUCUUGCUGUC